GUUCCCGUUCCCACAAUGCUGUGCGGCUGAGCGCCUCCGAGCCCGCGGGGACGCUGCGGGGGGACCCCGGCUGGGGCGGCGGCGGCGGGGACGUGGGCUGCGGCAGGCCCGCGGCGUCGGGCGGUGCGGAUGUCGGGCUGGGCGGACGAGCGCGGCGGCGAGGGCGACGGACGCAUCUACGUGGGGAACCUUCCGACCAACGUGCGCGAGAAGGACCUGGAGGACCUCUUCUACAAGUACGGCCGCAUCCGUGACAUCGAGCUCAAGAACCGGCACGGCCUCGUGCCCUUCGCCUUCGUGCGCUUCGAGGACCCGCGAGAUGCUGAGGAUGCAAUUUAUGGAAGGAACGGUUAUGAUUAUGGCCAGUGCCGGCUUCGUGUGGAGUUCCCCAGGACUUACGGAGGUCGGGGUGGGUGGCCCCGUGGUGGGAGGAAUGGGCCUCCUACAAGAAGAUCUGAUUUCCGAGUUCUUGUUUCAGGACUUCCUCCAUCAGGCAGCUGGCAGGACCUGAAAGAUCAUAUGCGAGAAGCUGGGGAUGUCUGUUACGCAGAUGUGCAGAAAGAUGGAAUGGGGAUGGUUGAAUAUCUCAGAAAAGAAGACAUGGAAUAUGCCCUGCGUAAACUGGAUGACACCAAAUUCCGCUCUCAUGAGGGGGAAACUUCCUACAUACGCGUUUAUCCAGAGAGAAGCACCAGCUAUGGCUACUCACGGUCUCGGUCUGGGUCAAGGGGCCGUGACUCUCCAUACCAAAGCAGGGGUUCCCCACACUACUUUUCUCCUUUCAGACCCUACUGAGACAGGUGAUGGGGAUUUUUUCUUUAUUUUUUAGGUGAACUGAGCUGCUUUGUGCUCAGAAUCUACAUUCCAGAUUGAUGAUUCAGUGUCUUAGGAAAUUUUUUUAAUUUUUUUUUUUUAAGGAAAUAAAACUACAUAAUUUCUACCAGG
Messenger RNA from Balaenoptera acutorostrata (minke whale), 945 nucleotides. RefSeq names its product serine and arginine rich splicing factor 9 (gene SRSF9). Gene Ontology annotation, molecular function: mRNA binding. NCBI's taxonomy places the organism in Eukaryota, Metazoa, Chordata, Mammalia, Artiodactyla, Balaenopteridae. The transcript is spliced from 4 exons. The record is from RefSeq and is a predicted model, not a curated record. Bases 130 to 795 code for a protein of 221 amino acids. Gene Ontology annotation, cellular component: ribonucleoprotein complex; cytoplasm; nucleus.